Molecule: messenger RNA, 3648 nt
Organism: Onychostoma macrolepis
Lineage: Eukaryota; Metazoa; Chordata; Actinopteri; Cypriniformes; Cyprinidae
Exons: 9
Coding region: 284-2911 (875 amino acids)
Source: RefSeq, a predicted model, not a curated record
AACACAUGUGAACGUGUAGGCUACUCAUGUGUAAUUUGUAUGCAUUAAUAAAUGAAAUAACUCCAUCGAGGUGAAACAACGAUCGUGUUUAUUUCUAUAUUACUUUUGCUUUCUACAUUAGCAAAGACAUUUAUUUAUUUAUUUCUCAGUAGUUGUGAUGUGGCGGUGAGGUGAGGCGUCGGUCAGGUAAAUCAGGAAGUGCUUCGUCCCGCUGCCGAAACCAAACACUGGUGUAAAGACGCGAAAAUGAAAACCAAAAGACUGCUUGGCCCUCCAGACUGACAUGAACAUACUUCUGAAUCCUGUUGUGGUUUUGUCACUAUGUUUGCCUUUGUUCGUUGUGUGUCUGGAUCUCGUUCCAGUUCAGUUCGAGAAGACACCGGUGUUGGUGGCAUCAGGGAAAGAUGCCGUCUUCACAGUACAGACGGUGUCUGAUGUGUCCCUCAUCAGAUGGACCAAUAGUGCAGCGACCACGCUGGCCAUAUGGGGGAACGGUAGCCCUGUCGUAAUAUCUGUCCCGCAGUACCAGGGCAGGAUCUCUGUCACCGCCACUCAGCUCAAAAUCAGCAACAGCCAGCUCCGCGAUUCUGGAAACUACAACGUCUCGGUCGAACCCUCGCCUACCACUGGACUCGGUGUGAACACCCGAUCGGUGCAGCUCAAGGUGUUUGAUGCAGUGAGCGGAGUGAGUUUGUCUCUGCCGUCUCUGCCGCUGGAAGGUGGGAACGUGUCUCUGAGUUGCAGCUGGUCUGUUGGUUCAGAGGUCAGUGUGGUUUGGGGUAAAGGAGGCGCUGCUCUGUCCUCUGACAGCCACAUUACUAUCAGUGCUGGAUCUCUGCUCAUCAAGCAGGCCAGGAGAGAUGAUGCAGGAGAAUACACAUGCACCGUCAGCAACGCCGUCAGCGCUCAAACCUCCAAGGCCACCCUCAGCAUCUACUAUGGUCCAGACGCCCCACAGUUGACUAAGACCUCAAGCGAGUGUGUUGGCGGUGGAGAUGCUACGGUCGGGCAGACGGUUCGUCUCACCUGUACGUCUGCCUCUCUACCUCCUGCCUCCUUCUCAUGGGAACUUAACGACCAGCCGGUGACCGGCAGCCAAUCAGGGAGUGGCGUGCUGAGUCUGCAGAUCUUCUCCACCAAUCAGAGUGGCCGUUACGUCUGCAUCGCACGGAAUGACGUCACAGGAGGGACAUCAAAGCAGCAGAUAGACCUGGCCGUUGUGGGUACUUGUCUAAGCGGAGGCGCCGUAGCAGGGAUUGUUGUUGCCUGUGUUGUUGCACUCAUCAUAAUUAUCAUUGUAAUUAUUUUGCUUCUGCGGCAAAGGAAUGUUGAUCGGAGACUCAGAGAUACUGCUGGACUUCAGAAGACAAACCAGAAUGAAGGAAUGACAAUUGCAAACAGAGCUUUUGUCAAUGGAAACCACCCUGAUCCCACAUUACACAACUCACACCCACAAAACUUCUCCGCCAUUCCCAGUAACAACAAUGGGAACAUCAACACAAUGUCACAAAACAUGCUCAGCAACUCCAACCCACACCAUCAUAAUGCCCAUUUGAACACUGAUGUAUUCCAACACAACUUCAGCAUGGUCCCAGACAAUGGGCAUCAAAACAAUUCAUAUCCAAACAAUGACCCUCAGAGAUCGUUCCCACAGCCUGUCCAACACAAUCCCAAUAUUCUCAUACAGACGGGCAAUUCCCAGCCUGGUGCGCUUGCGCCUAUAGUUCAUGUAAACCUCAACACCUUGCCACGUAAUCACCAGUUUAAUAAUUCACAACCUCAAAUGGUGCAUGUCAACUUGAACACAUACCCUCCAGAAACAAAUCAAAUGGUCCAUAGAGAAAGUCAACAUACUAAUGCCAACCAUCAAAAUUACUCUCAGAAUGGCUUGCUGAACUCUGACCCUUUGAGUUUGAGUAAUCAGACACAAACAAUGCUCAAUAAUGCUUCAACAAAUGGUUCUCGCCAACACACUGGCCUCAUUCAAACUGGAUUCUCUCACCCUACCAAUCAAACCAAUGCAAACCGAAGAGAAGAGCGAACUCAACGUUCAAUCCCCAUUCAGACCAACAACCAGUUCAAUGACUCCAGAACGCACCUCCAACAGGAGCCUUGGGACCGUUUGCGGGGAACGCCAGCAUAUCCCAACCCCGACGUCUAUAGUACAGACAACAGUGGAUCUUCAGAUUGGACACAACGAGAUGCACGGAGGGAUCAUUUUGCUCAGAGAUCCCAGGAAACUGAACCUUUGGGAAGGUUGACCCAAGCUGCUCCUUCUCCCCAAAGAAGAGACCUCCAGAGACCAACUGUGCUCAAUCACUCUCAAAUGCACCCAAAUGUGCAAAGACAGAACUUAAGCACACAACCGCAAGUCCAAUCUCAAAUCCAGACCACAAUACCUCAAACCCAAACCUCUCAGGGUCAGAAUCCAAUCCCCAUUGGUCUACCAAGAGGAACGACCAUACCUCAAACACAAACUGGCACCAGAUCAAAUCUGACCAUGCCUCAGCCAUCCGGUCCUCUUACUGACGCUGCACUACGCCAACACACCACCCAGACCGAUAACCCUUUCGCCAACCGGAUCCAGCAGACUCAAGCUGCCUUGCAGAACCCUGGACCUUCUCAACCCGUCCAGCAGCUCAACAAAAUGGGCCAGAGGCCUCCUACUCCACCUCUGGUGCUGCGGCCGGACGAGUUCCAGAAACUUCCACGUGAACGCAUGAAGCAGCCGCAAACCAUCCAGCCUGUGAACGUGCAACGUAGACAUAGAUCUCCUAACGUGCACAGGCAGACUCGAGCGUUGCACACAAGCCCUCAGCGAAUGCCGGGAGCGCAUCCCAUGCAUGCAACCAUGCAUGCACACCCGACCCAUAUGCGCCAGCAGGUCCACAGAGGCAGACCGAGACGUUGAGAAAAUGCAGCGCUCGUCUGGCUCGACACCAUUUGCACUGCAAAAAACUUUCAUACAAAGCACAAUGUCUCUCUGGUGGAAAGAAACAAGCGCUCAGCCGUUCCUCCUGGCCUCGGCUUAUUGUGCCGUACAAAUCUUUGUAUUUUGUCGGAGAGACGGCAUUAUUGAUAAAAAGACUGAUCUUUUUGUUUCUCCUGCACUGCUGUCACGUAGGCAUGUGAAAGCCGCGGCUGUUGAACAGGACACAGUGUGAAUUUCAUCCGUCGGAACAAUGCUGCUCAGGGAUUUUUCUUGCGCUCAAGUGUCUGAAAAUAAAACACAAUGCAGUGUUUUUCCACAGACAGGAAGACUUGAACAAAAUCCAAAUGAAUUAGGAUGGCUGGCAGAGCUGAACUACUAAAUGAUAAAUAAUGGACUGCUGCUGUUUGUCCUCUCACAACUAUUUAUUCAGCUUUCUGCUCACAGAUGCUUCUUGUAGCGCCGCUCAAUUAGUGCGAUCCGCUACGGUGCUUUUGUGGAUGGAUUGCGCAUUUGAGUAUGAAGGAGACCCACCUAACGGACGUGUAAUUAAUUAAGCUCUUUAAUUUUUAUGUUAAUGAUGUGGAAAAUGCUAAUGAGUUUAAGUGAAAUAGGUUGUUGACAGGCCUAGCAAAAAAUAUGAUGAAAAGCAAAUGUUUGGUCAGAUGGUUUAUGUCAUGUACUUUGAGGUUUUUACAAAUAAAUUCUCCCAAUUUGCA